Messenger RNA from Pecten maximus, 5284 nucleotides. RefSeq lists its product as uncharacterized. NCBI's taxonomy places the organism in Eukaryota, Metazoa, Mollusca, Bivalvia, Pectinida, Pectinidae. The transcript has 9 exons. The coding region runs from base 596 to 3820 and encodes 1074 amino acids. Gene Ontology annotation, biological process: protein phosphorylation. The record is from RefSeq and is a predicted model, not a curated record. Gene Ontology annotation, molecular function: ATP binding; protein kinase activity.
CAAGCUACAGACCUCGAGAUCUUAAGCAAACGCACUGUCAGUCCGGCUACCCGAAGUGUAGGGUACACACACACACACACACACAUAUAUAUAUAUACAUACCCGAAAUUCUCGUUUGCUUUAACUAAGAAGUAGCUGAAGCGCGACAAGUCGCCAUGUGUAUUCGUUUGAGACACACACACACAUAUAUAUAUAGCGUUGAUGUCUUUCACUGUGGAUUCUACGCUUCAAAGACGAAACCAAUAACAGUUUGUGAUGAAUAAGUUAUAAGAUAUUUCCAGUACCUGUGCCGUUACCGGAAUGUGCUGGGUGAAAUGUUCUGAAAUGGUAACUGACAUGAUAAUGUACACUUCCGGUUGUAAACUGAAAUACUUUUGAAGCUUUUUGAAAUGAUAAUGAACUGGGUGUGCUGCUAUAGGGAUGUACGGUGCGAUUAUAUAUAUAGAUGUGACAACCUGCAGAAAACCAACUAUAUAAGAGGAUGUUUUUUUCUGAAGCCACUUUUUUCUUACUGCUAACAUCUAUGGCUCAUUGACAAGUAUGGAUGUGAUAUUUUAACUUGAUGUAAACUCGCUAUAUUACAAAUAUUAUAAUAAUGACAUCGAUAGCGGUUCGUCACAAUCCUUGGUCGACGUUGUCGGCAAGCAGAUGUUCUAGCGUGUGUGAAGAGAAUAUAGAUGAUGUUGACGAUUUCGACGAGAUAUUCGACUUAUCUGAAUCAUUGGGAGUUGAUCUGGGAGGUCUGGACGAGAUCGAUGAAAUGAAAGAGAGACUACAAAUGCAUUUAAGAAAGAAUGAAAAUGGAGAUAUCAAAACAAUUAUCACAGACUUCAUGGUUGAUACACACAAAGAUGACAGUCAAAAGAGGGAGAAACUUCGACAAGUCCUGGGUGACUGCCGUCGUACUCUUGCUACAUUCGAGCGUCCGGAACGGCCGGGCGGACAUGGCAAGCGUGGCAGUCAGGCCAUCGAGGAUCUUUUAAAGGUAGAGGGUGCUGCUAAAGGGUUUGAAAUUGACUUCAUAGACCAGAUCAAGUCGAUAGAACGAGGAGAAUGCGUCAUUGUGGUAUCAGGUGAAACAUCAGCCGGAAAAUCAAGUGUACUAAACCUAUUAUUAGAGAAGGACGUACUUCCGGUUCACCACAAUAGCUGUACUUCCGUUAUAACAAGAAUAUCAUAUGGGAAAAAGUACCAGUCUUCCGUUUUCAUGAAUUCUGGAGAAGUGAAAACGUUCGAUGACCCAGAUCGCAUCAAAGAGGAUUUGUGGGAAAUGAUAUACGUUGAAGACGCGGCAGGGCGUGACAUGGUUUCUGACAUUAAGGAAGUCAAUAUGGAAAUACCUGCAGCUAUCCUAAAGUGUGGUGUGGUAUUUGUUGACUCGCCUGGAAUAGGCGAAAACGAGGCCAUGGACAGCGUAAUUGCUGAUUACGUCGAGGAGAACGAAAUAAUGGGAUUCAUGUAUGUCAUCAAGUCCGAUAACUCUGGAGGUGUCGAAGAGGACAGACUGAUCAGCCUUGUUAAGCUUAUAUUAGAAAAACAGAACAAGAAGACGAAAGAGGGGAUGAUGCCUUUCAACCCACAGAGCGCCGUCUUUGUUUGUAAUCGGUGGGAUUUGGUUAGAAGAGAUGAAUGCGGACUCGUGUACAACAAUGCAGUCUCGUUAUUGCGAGAAUGUUGGCCAGGUCUUGAGGAGGAACAGAUUCUACGAUUCUCGACAUUUCGGGCGGAUAUGGAGCAGAAACUAGACAAAGGAUACGUUACCAAUGAGUACAAAGCACUAUUGGAGAACAUCCGGAACAUCUAUGCAAAGGCUGUACACAGACGGAUAGAGUCAACCUACAGGUGGAUCGAGAGGGUUCUUGCCCGCAGUGUCCACCACUUGAAGACAAUGGUCAAGAGCUUAGACUCAAACGAAAAGUCCAUGGAGGACAAGAUGGCUCAUACUUACGAAAAGUUAAAACAUCUUAAACAAAACUCCAGUGCUGUACUCGCCGAACUAAACAUAAAAGUUCAAGAGAAAUAUAGCAUACUUUGUGAUGAGUUCCGAGCUGAAUUUAAAAAACAUGGAACACGGGUUGCGUUGACGCAAUGGAUAGAAGACGAGACUCCAGAAGUCAAAGUGGGUCAAACAUGGGAUGACAUUAAGGAGGCGAUUGACAUUGGGAUUUCCAAAAGGAUCAGUGAUCAAAUGAUUCGAUGGGAAAAAGAGACAGGGUAUUUUCAAUCCAUAGAAGAUAUGGUUGUCAAUGACAUAAAACUCCAACUACGGUUUCUCGAGAACGAGAUUGAAAAUCUUGAAAACGAAAUCCAAGACAACGAACCGACAACAACGGAAAUAAUGUACACUGGAAAUAGGCGACUGACAUUGGGGAAUACCCAACAAAGUGUCAAGAUCACUAUGGACAAUAAGACACAAGAUAUCCAAAUGCCCGCGAGGCUUGCAUCAAGAAUGACCCCUCCGGUCUCAUCUUUCAUGACGAAGGUAAGGAACUCUGUGCUUUGGGAUCCGUCUGAGAAAAAGGUACAACUUUACAGGGAGGAUCCUUGUAAGGUAGUGAAAUAUCGAACCGAGAAGUUGCUCAGUCUCCUGCUCAAACAUAGCAAGAACGAUGACGUACUGUUCAAGUACAUCAGUAGCUGGAUGAGUCGACCUGUCUUGUAUUUAGAUCUGAUCAAGAAAAACAUCCCUGCACUUAUUGAAGCAAAUGAACAGCUUUUGGAUCACGUGGCAACGUGUCGCGUUGAUGCUAAGGAAUCACGUGCUUUGUACGAGGAAAUGAUGGAAGGGCUUGAGAAUUUGAAAGUCCAUCUUACACAGUACGGCCAAGGACAUAUAUUUGUGGACGAUUUCGUGAAUGACCAAAUACAUGUUCAUGACGACAUCGGGCUCGGCACAACGACCACAUUGAAGAUUUCCGACAUGAUACUGAAUAGUUCCACCUAUCGUGAAGUGAACAGGCGAUCGCUUCCGCGAGGACUUUGGACAGCUCUGCAGAGUGCCUUCUUGAAGAGGGACGGGCAUGACAAUUCAGUUACUAUCAAAAUCUACCUACAGUCAGCUGGCAUAGACCAGACGUUUCCAGAGGUUUCUAAACUCAGAUUUUUAGACCACGGGUCUAUUGCGAAGUUUUUGGGGAUUCAUCACUCCGACUCUCCCGCGCCUGCCUUUGUGUAUGACAAUCAUCUCAAAUCUGUGAAGCGUUAUCUGAGGUCUACUCUAGCUAACGUCAAACACGAGACGGAAAGGAUAGUCCACCAGACAGCUUCCGGUCUGGAAUAUCUGCACCGGAAAAACCUAGUACACAUGGAACUCAACACUCAAACCAUAACGGUUGAUCCCGAUGGUAUGGUAAAAUUAACUGGCGGUUGCCUACCACGCCGUGCAUCAUUUCCGCUUGACAAGGAAAAAGUCGAAGUAGGCGAUUUCGUGUAUCUGUCACCCUCGGUACUGAAAGGAGAACUCUACAUUUCUGUGUCAGAUGUGUACUCUUUCGGACUCUUUCUGUUGGAGGUUGUCGUAGGAGUAACAGCAUAUGAAGAGUUCCGAAAGUAUCCUCUGGACCGAUUCACAGACAAGGUCGAACCGGCCGUAAUGUUAAAUCUGGACAAUGCCUUAGCAAAGCUGACGGAAACAACAAGGGGUGUUAUCCGUCGGUGUGUGGCGUCUUCAAAGGAUGACCGUCCUAAUAUUUCUGACAUCGUUAGUCUGGUUUCUGCUUUAGGGGAUGAUGUGAAAGUUGUCUCUACCAAGUCAAGACGACACCGGCUACCUGUUGUAAACAGGCACAAGCGAGGUUCAGUAGACACGACCAUGUCCUGACGCGGUGGUGUGCAGGUUCCAAUGUCUUCCAUUGUAUAAAGCGUGUCUGAUAAACGGUGUCUAGAUGAACUGUUCACAUUAACAUGACACGCUUUAUCCAUCUGCUUUAUUUUUGAGAGUUGAAUUUUUUUAUUUUAUGUGUAUGUAUGUGUGUGUUUGUUGUUUUGUUUUUUGUUUUGUUUUGUUUUUUUAUGAAGGUCACUUCAACAGGGAGUGUUCAUGGAAUUAAAUAAAAUCACAUACAUGUAUUUGUAAUUGACAUUCGCUCAUAGUACCCAAGCAGACGAUGUUGAAGAUCGUUCUAAUUGUUGGUCUGUCAAAUAUAAGCGCUUUUUUGCAUACCAUGUUGUAUAUUGCUCAAGGUUGAAGUAAAUUGCUUUUCUUUGCACAAUUUUUCAAUAUACCUUAAACCAUUUGGUAUUCUAUGCAUUAUUUUGAAGCUCUGAUUCGUGUUUAUAAUGUAUUCAUUUGUACUUAUUGUGUACAUAUAACUGCAGUACAACAAUAGUUAGGUCGGGUCUACAUAGGCUUAUCGUCCGUUGCUGUUUUGUCGACAUUCUUGUGAAGCAAUCAUCAUAUCCAGCGCUAUAUUUGUAAAUAGUUAUAUACUAUAAUUAUGAUAUAUAUGCUUUGUUAUUCAAAAAAGUGAGACAAUACCUUAGUCAGAAAAAUAGAAUCAUCACACUUUUACUAUUCAAAUCAAAUUUCUUGUUUUCUGAACUUAUAAUCAAGUAUCAAUUAUCAAAUAACCUUUCGUGAACAUUCUUGUCAGUAAUAUACAAUAUAAUAUGACUUAAUUAUAAUUGAAUGUAAGAAUGUUUCUCCAUAUUUAACAAUACCUAGUCUAAACAAUUACCCUCUUCACUAGUCAUAGAUAAUGUUACUUUUUAAAUUGGUAAAAACUAGGGUUUUUUCAUAAAAAAUAGGUAAACUUGUGCCUGUUAUGUUUAAAAAUCAAUCUAGAUCUAUUUCGUGCAAAAUGUUUAAACUCGCCUUCGCUUUAACAUUUGAUGUGCGUUGUGAAAUAAUAUGCUCCUUUAUAUCUUUUAUCAAUAGAACGGUUUUUAGUCCGUUUCAAACAAAAGCAUACAGCAGUAAUAGUGGGUUGUUUUAUAAUUAGAGGAUGUGUUUUGUGUAACUUUACGCCUUGAAUGAGAUUUGAAAGAGAUUUUAAGUUACCCAUUGGACACAUUUACAUACGGAAUUAUUUUCAAUCACGUUAUAACCUACUGGGAGGACUAAUCAUCAAUGAAGUUGCUCAAAUUUGAAGUGAUAUUAUUUAAGCAGUAAGAAUUCACCACGACCAUUCAGUAGUAAAUUAACAUAACAUGUAUACUGUAUCAGAGGCAAAGAUAUAUAAAAUCAUAGUGUUCGUCAUGCAUUCUAUAUCUGCAUUUACCGACGCAAUCAAUUUGACACGUACAUAAAUGUAUAUUUAAGUUUAAAUAAAACUUCGAAAGUGAA